AUGCAUGCAUUUCGGAGGCUUUAUGUAGCCACACAGGGGAAAGUCUUCAGCAGGAUGUCUACAAGUUGGAAGAGUACCGAGAGUAGACCCACAACUCCAUUGGGUGCAAGAAUUCUGACCAAUCCUGAUGACAUCUAUAAACAUAAUAUGUGGGAUCAUGUGCAGUGGACAGAGGAGGAUAAAGAAAAUGCACAUCUGAAAGCUCUCGAAAACUCUGAAGAGCAAAUUCCAUUAAUAGAACAAGGUAAAUUUGAUACUGAAGCUUGCCAGUACUGGGAUAAGUUUUAUGAGCUACACAAGGAUAAAUUUUUCAAAGAUCGCAAGUGGCUGCUUUCGGAAUUCCCAGAACUACUUCCGUCCAAUUCAAAAAGCCGAGCCGGAAAAAAUGAGAGCGUCUUCGGCGUGGAGAUGGAUACCAGACAUCGGCAACAGAGCAGCAAAACACACUUUGACUGUCACACAAACCAUCAGCAUGUGUGUCAAGAUGCAGUACUGGAAACAAACAAAGCUUUGCCAGUUUCUUACCUUGGACAACGUGCCUCUUUCAGAAUAUUUGAGAUUGGAUGUGGAGUUGGCAACAGUGUAUUCCCCAUUAUUAGUGAUGUCAAGGAAAACGGUGCAUUUUUAUACUGUUGUGACUUCUCACCUUCUGCUAUCAGACUGUUGAAGAGUCAUCCCGACUAUGACAUUUCUGUCUGCCACGCGUUCGUGCAUGACAUUUGUGAAGAAGAUGGCACUCUUCCUUUCCCUCUACAAAGUCUGGAUGUUAUUCUCGCAGUUUUUGUGCUCUCCUCCAUUCAUCCAGACAGGGUGCAAAGUGUUGUUAAAAGACUUUCGUCCUAUCUUAAAUUUGGAGGGAUUUUCCUCUUUCGGGAUUAUGGCAGAUAUGAUUUAUCACAACUAAGGUUUAAGAAAGGUCAGUGUUUGUCAAACAAUUUCUACGCACGAAGGGAUGGAACCUGUGUUUAUUUUUUCACAAAAGAAGAAGUUCAUAAUAUAUUUUCCAAUGCUGGAUUGGAGAAGGUUCAGAAUCUGGAGGAUCGAAGACUUCAAGUUAAUAGAAGAAAGAAAGUGGCAAUGCACCGUGUGUGGAUGCAGAGCAAGUAUAGAAAAUUGUAUCCACGAUCACCCUGUUAA
This is a messenger RNA of Nerophis lumbriciformis (worm pipefish), 1137 nucleotides long. Lineage: Eukaryota; Metazoa; Chordata; Actinopteri; Syngnathiformes; Syngnathidae. The record is from RefSeq and is a predicted model, not a curated record.